Cygnus olor (mute swan) is the source of this 595-nucleotide messenger RNA. It is a transcript of the gene ENY2, whose product is annotated as ENY2 transcription and export complex 2 subunit. Bases 143 to 433 code for a protein of 96 amino acids. Gene Ontology annotation, biological process: regulation of transcription by RNA polymerase II; poly(A)+ mRNA export from nucleus; positive regulation of DNA-templated transcription. The record is from RefSeq and is a predicted model, not a curated record. Gene Ontology annotation, molecular function: transcription coactivator activity; chromatin binding. The transcript is spliced from 5 exons. Lineage: Eukaryota; Metazoa; Chordata; Aves; Anseriformes; Anatidae. Gene Ontology annotation, cellular component: DUBm complex; SAGA complex; nuclear pore.
CCUCAGUCCUAGAGCACGCUGGGAGCUGUGGGCGCCCAGCCUGGCGCGGUCGCACCAACUACAUUUCCCGGCGGGCAUUGCGAGGAGGGAGCGGGUUGUGAGCGCCCGGCUCGGCACGGCCCGGGGAGGUCAGCUUUGCAAGAUGAAUAAGGACGCCCAGAUGAGAGCCACCAUUAACCAGAAGCUGAUAGAAACAGGGGAGCGGGAGCGCCUUAAAGAUUUGCUGAGAGCCAAGUUAAUUGAAUGUGGCUGGAAGGAUCAGUUGAAGGCACAUUGCAAAGAUGUCAUCAAAGAAAAAGGAUUAGAGCAUGUCACCGUUGACGACCUGGUGGCAGAAAUCACUCCCAAAGGUAGAGCCUUGGUACCAGACAGUGUGAAGAAAGAACUCUUACAAAGAAUAAGAACCUUCCUCGCCCAGCAUGCCAACCUUUAACUUCAGCAGUCGUCUUGGAUACAGUAUUUCUGUUUCUGCAUUAUGUUGGUCGUGUCAGGAUUGGAACGCGGUUUCCAUGCUUAAUGAUUGAAAUUCAUUUUUUUGUGUGUGUGAUGAGUUGAAACUUCCUUGCACUGCAUCAAUUUCUUGGUGUUAUUUUAA